UCUGUGACGUCAGGAAUAUUUAGCGUAUCGGCGGGAAGUUCAGUCGUCUGUUCAAGAGGGAAAACUGACGCACGUUUUUGUUUGAAAGGCUUAUUUAUUAAUAACCGGAUCAAAGAUGCCUUCUGAAAAGGAAGAAGUUCAGACUGUCACGGAAUCGAAGGAAACUACUGAAACUCCAGAAAUUAAAACUAAAACAGUCGAGGAUGUUAAGAGAGCCGUUGAAGAGGCAGAGAAGGAGCAAGAGGACACUGCCGAGGCUGAAUCCACAGAAACAAAGGAGGAGAAUGGCUCAAGUCAAAAAGAUGAAGAAAAUGUGAACCAGAAUGCCACAGAAUCAACUGACGCGGAGAAGAGAUCGUUAGACGAGGAGGAGGCUGACAAUGAGGAAUCCAGUCCAACAAAGAAGACGAAGACUGAGGACGCCAAAGAGGACACCGAUCAAACAGAAGAAAAUAAAGAUUCUUAGAGACCUACUUUUUAUCAUGUGAUCAUAUCAUUAAUUUUACCAUUGUUUUAGUCUCAGUUUUUGAGAAGUUGUUCAUUAUCCGUAUUUAAAUCACGUGCAGCCAAAUUUUGUCCAUGUUGGAUGCUGGUUUUAUUUAGUAUAUUUGUGGAAUAAAUGUCGUAUGAAAGGUA
Molecule: messenger RNA, 636 nt
Organism: Mya arenaria
Lineage: Eukaryota; Metazoa; Mollusca; Bivalvia; Myida; Myidae
Exons: 4
Coding region: 116-466 (116 amino acids)
Source: RefSeq, a predicted model, not a curated record